CAAUGCCCCUAGUCAGCUCAGGAGUAGAGCAUGGUAAUUUGAGAGAGCUGGCAUUUGCAAGAAUGAAAGACCUUGGAAUACAGUGUCGAGAUGUGAGAACCAGAGAAGUUGGGAUUCAAGAAAUUCAUCACAAAGUACGGCCAUACCAGGUUGAAUUGGUAAGAAGAGAUUAUGUUGCAAAUGGCGGCUGGGAAACGUUCUUGUCAUAUGAAGACCCAGAUCAAGACAUUUUGAUUGGCCUCCUACGAUUACGGAAGUGUUCCGAGGAAACCUUCCGAUUUGAAUUGGGCGGGGGUGUUUCCAUAGUCCGAGAGCUGCAUGUGUAUGGAAGUGUGGUCCCUGUGAGCAGUCGGGAUCCAGCUAAAUUUCAGCAUCAGGGAUUUGGCAUGCUGCUGAUGGAGGAAGCAGAAAGAAUAGCUAGAGAAGAGCAUGGAUCUGGGAAAAUAGCUGUUAUAUCAGGGGUCGGCACCAGGAAUUAUUAUAGAAAGAUUGGCUACAGGUUGCAAGGUCCGUACAUGGUAAAGAUGCUGAAAUAAUGGCUACACACCAGUCCACCUUU
Galeopterus variegatus (Sunda flying lemur) is the source of this 559-nucleotide messenger RNA. RefSeq names its product elongator acetyltransferase complex subunit 3 (gene ELP3). Gene Ontology annotation, biological process: tRNA wobble base 5-methoxycarbonylmethyl-2-thiouridinylation. The transcript has 5 exons. The record is from RefSeq and is a predicted model, not a curated record. NCBI's taxonomy places the organism in Eukaryota, Metazoa, Chordata, Mammalia, Dermoptera, Cynocephalidae. Gene Ontology annotation, cellular component: nucleus; cytoplasm; elongator holoenzyme complex. Bases 3 to 536 code for a protein of 177 amino acids. Gene Ontology annotation, molecular function: acyltransferase activity, transferring groups other than amino-acyl groups.